GAAAACCCUGAUAGGAAAAGAGAAGGGAAACGAAACAGAGAAUAGGAGAGAGAAAGUUGAAAGGGUUCUGCGCGUCUCAGCUCACAAGUUCUAACACGCGGCACUGAGCACGGGAGUCUGGAGCGUGACCAAGCGCCACCGGCGUCGAUAUCAACAGGCAGCUUGCACUCUCUGAAGGAAAUUGGGUUUCUUUGCUACCUUGUUGGUGUUGCUGGUGAUUGCUUUCUUUUAAUUCAACAUGUCGUCGCUAAGGAAUGCUGUCAGUAGACGAGCUCACAAGGAGCGAGCUCAACCGAAUUCAAGGAAAAAAUUUGGGCUUCUUGAAAAACACAAGGACUAUGUAGAGCGUGCACAAGUCUUCCACAAAAAGGAGCAGACUUUGCAGAAACUUAGGGAGAAAGCAGCUUUCAGAAACCCAGAUGAAUUCUACUUCCGGAUGAUCAAAACAAGAAAUGUUGAUGGAGUCCAUAAAUUAGAGAGUGUGGCAAACAAAUACACUCCGGAAGAGCUUAUGCUGAUGAAGACCCAAGAUAUGGGAUACAUUCUUCAGAAAUUGCAGAGUGAGAAAAAGAAAAUUGAAAAGCUGACUGCUGUGCUGCACUCUCUUGAUAAUCAGCCGUCAAAUAGACAUGUUUACUAUGCUGAGGACAGGGAGGAGGCUAAAGAAAUACAGUUCCUCUCUUUGAAAAGCGGAAUGGUGCCUGCUUCUGAUGAUGUUUCCAAUGAUAUUAAAAGGAAAACAGCUGCUUCCUAUAGAGAACUCGAAGCAAGGAGGAAUAGAGCCAGUCAGUUGGAGAAACUCUAUAUGGAAAUGGCGUUGCAGAAGGAAUUGCAGAAAAAGGGUCGGAAGCGAAAAUUACGUGAAGAUGAGAUUGUUUGUCCCACCUCUAAAGCAGUAUACAAGUGGCGGGCAGAGCGAAAGCGUUGAAAAGGUCUUUUUUAUGGAAUACAGCUGUAGUUGGGCCACUGAGACUUGAAUUUCUUACAGCAGAAGUAAACGGAAAUCUUAAGUUGCAUUGUUAUCAUGAGAACAUGUAGUGAUUUUUGACCAUAUCUUUGAUUUGUCUUCUCAUGGCUGAUGAAAUCUUUAUUUAAUUACUGGAUUCCUCAUUUAGUGACAUGCA
Alnus glutinosa is the source of this 1124-nucleotide messenger RNA. Its product is annotated as probable U3 small nucleolar RNA-associated protein 11. NCBI's taxonomy places the organism in Eukaryota, Viridiplantae, Streptophyta, Magnoliopsida, Fagales, Betulaceae. The record is from RefSeq and is a predicted model, not a curated record. Bases 239 to 928 code for a protein of 229 amino acids. Gene Ontology annotation, cellular component: nucleolus; small-subunit processome. The transcript is spliced from 10 exons. Gene Ontology annotation, biological process: rRNA processing.